Tetrapisispora phaffii CBS 4417 is the source of this 1140-nucleotide messenger RNA. It is a transcript of the gene OGG1, whose product is annotated as 8-oxoguanine glycosylase OGG1. Gene Ontology annotation, molecular function: 8-oxo-7,8-dihydroguanine DNA N-glycosylase activity; damaged DNA binding. Gene Ontology annotation, cellular component: nucleus. Gene Ontology annotation, biological process: base-excision repair, AP site formation; nucleotide-excision repair; base-excision repair. The record is from RefSeq and is a predicted model, not a curated record. The transcript has a single exon. Bases 1 to 1140 code for a protein of 379 amino acids. NCBI's taxonomy places the organism in Eukaryota, Fungi, Ascomycota, Saccharomycetes, Saccharomycetales, Saccharomycetaceae.
AUGACAGGUGCAAAUUAUGGCUCAUUUAUUGUUCGGAAGAAAGAGUUGUUGUUAGAUAAUGUUUUACAGGUUGGUCAAUCAUUUAGAUGGGUAUACAAUGAAUCUUCUCAAGAAUAUGUGACAACUAUGAAGAUCUCGGGACAAUACCAUGUGGUUUUGUUGAAGCAAGUAGAACUGAAUCAGGAUGAUGAAUCAGAUCUGAAAAAUACUAUUGUGCAAUAUGCAACUCUGGGUGACACUUGUGACUCUAAAAGUUUGGAAUCACAUUUAAUGGAUUACUUUAGAAUGGAUGUCUCUGUUGAAAACUUAUACAACAAAUAUUGGCUUCCUAAUGAUGUAAGAUUCAAAGCGCAUUAUCCUACAGGAAAUAGGAUGUUGGCUCAGGAACCAUGGGAAACAUUAGUAUCCUUCAUAUGUUCUAGCAAUAACAAUAUAUCAAGGAUUACUAAAAUGUGUCAUGAAUUAUGCAGAAAUUUUGGUACAGAAUUAAAACCAGAAAUUGAUAGAGAUGACACUGGCUCUUCUCAUUACACAUUUCCAAGUAGUGAUGAUAUCGUCAAUAAAGCUACUGAGGACAAGUUAAGGGAACUUGGAUUUGGUUAUCGAGCAAAAUAUAUUAUGGAAACUGCCAAAUUGCUUGUUGAGCAGAAGAAAGCAAAUGAUUUCACAGAUGAUUCCGAAUAUCUGUUAUCAGUAAAAGAUUCAAGUUCAUAUAUUGAACUAAGAGAGCAUCUGAUGGGAUACACUGGUGUUGGACCUAAAGUGGCUGACUGUGUAUGUUUGAUGGGAUUUAGGCAUGAUGAUGUAGUACCCGUCGAUGUUCAUAUAUCGCGAAUUGCCAAGAGAGAUUAUAAAUUUCAAGUGAAUAAGAAAUCUAUGGAAAAUUUAAGGAAACAAUACGCAAGCUAUCCAGUAACUAAGAAAAAGAUUAACCUAGAGUUAGAUUUGAUAAGAGUGAUGUUUGUAAAAAAAUGGGGGAAGUAUGCAGGUUGGGCCCAAGGUAUUUUAUUUUCGAAUGAAAUUGGGAAAUCAAGUGGUGCUACUACAAAUGGUGACGUUAAAAAACGUCAGUUGGAACUGGAUAUUCAAGUUAAAGAGGAGACUGUUGAGAAUAGUGAUAAAAUCAAGAGGAAAAAAUAG